This is a messenger RNA of Betta splendens (Siamese fighting fish), 2083 nucleotides long. RefSeq names its product chaperonin containing TCP1, subunit 8 (theta) (gene cct8). The record is from RefSeq and is a predicted model, not a curated record. Gene Ontology annotation, biological process: protein folding. NCBI's taxonomy places the organism in Eukaryota, Metazoa, Chordata, Actinopteri, Anabantiformes, Osphronemidae. Bases 103 to 1779 code for a protein of 558 amino acids. Gene Ontology annotation, cellular component: chaperonin-containing T-complex. Gene Ontology annotation, molecular function: ATP binding; ATP hydrolysis activity; ATP-dependent protein folding chaperone. The transcript is spliced from 16 exons.
CGCAGAAAUCGCUCCUCCUCCCUCUCUCCGGCUUUGUACCCAUAGCUGAACCCACGCCGCGGCUACCUUCUCCAGGAUACCGGGGCUGAUAAACAUUCUACAAUGGCUCUCCACGUCCCCAAAGCUCCGGGCUUUGCCCAAAUGUUAAAGGAUGGUGCUAAGCACUAUUCAGGCCUUGAGGAGGCAGUCUUCCGAAACAUCAGAGCCUGUAAGGAGCUUUCUCAGACCACACGCACUGCCUAUGGCCCGAAUGGGAUGAACAAAAUGGUCAUCAACCACUUGGAGAAGCUGUUUGUUACCAAUGAUGCUGCAACAAUUCUCAGAGAGCUUGAGGUGCAGCAUCCUGCCGCCAAAAUGAUUGUGAUGGCAUCCCACAUGCAAGAGCAGGAGGUUGGAGAUGGUACAAACUUUGUCCUGGUGUUUGCUGGAGCUCUGCUGGAACUAGCUGAAGAACUGCUAAGGAUGGGCCUGUCUGUUUCAGAGGUCAUCGAAGGUUAUGAGAAGGCAUGUAAGAAGGCUCUGGAGAUCCUGCCAGACUGUGUAUGUUCUUCAGCUAAGAACCUUCGUGAUGCCAAUGAGGCUACGUCACUUAUUCGUACAGCAGUCAUGAGUAAACAGUAUGGCAACGAGGACUUCCUCUCCAACCUAAUCGCACAGGCUUGUGUUUCCAUCUUCCCAGACUCCGGCAAUUUCAAUGUUGAUAAUGUCAGAGUAUGCAAGAUUUUGGGCUGUGGUGUGACUGCAUCCUCUGUGUUACAUGGGAUGGUUUUCAAGAAGGAAGCAGAGGGAGAUAUCUCUUCUGUCAAAGACGCCAAGAUUGUUGUUUUCUCCUGCCCCUUUGACUGCACGGUGACAGAAACAAAGGGCACAGUGCUGAUAAAUAAUGCACAAGAGCUUAUGAACUUCAGUAGGGGAGAAGAGGAUUUGAUGGAGACUCAGGUGAAGGCCAUCAAGGAGGCUGGUGCCAAUGUGGUGGUAACUGGGGGAAAAGUGGCUGAUAUGGCUCUGCACUAUGCCAAUAAGUACAAGCUUAUGGUGGUUAGGCUUAAUUCAAAGUGGGAUCUCAGAAGGUUGUGCAAGACUGUGGGUGCUGUAGCGCUGCCCAGGCUGAUAGCUCCAACUCCUGAGGAGAUGGGUCACUGUGACAAUGUCUAUCUGACAGAGGUGGGGGACACGCAGGUUGUGGUCUUCAAACAUGAGAGGGAGGAUGGCACCAUUUCCACAGUGGUGAUUAGAGGCUCCACAGACAACCUGAUGGAUGAUAUUGAGAGAGCUGUAGAUGAUGGAGUCAACACAUUUAAGGUUCUGGUCAGGGACAAUCGACUGAUACCUGGAGCAGGAGCCACUGAGAUUGAGCUGGCCAAACAGAUCACCUCAUACGGAGAAUCCUGCCCGGGUCUGGAGCAGUAUGCCAUUAAGAAGUUUGCUGAAGCUUUUGAGGCUUUGCCACGAGCACUGGCUGAGAACUCUGGCGUGAAGGGGAGUGAGCUCAUCUCUAAAUUGUACUCCGCCCAUCAUGAGGGAAACAAAAACAUUGGCUUUGACAUUGAGGGAGAAGGCCCUGCAGUGAAGGACAUGCUUGAAGCUGGUAUUGUGGAGCCUUACCUGGUCAAAUACUGGGGUGUCAAGCUGGCCACCAAUGCAGCCAUCACAGUACUGAGAGUUGACCAGAUCAUCAUGGCUAAAGCUGCAGGGGGACCCAAAACCCCCAAGCAGAAAGGCCAUUGGGACAAGGACGAUUGGGAUGAAGAGCCUGACCAUUUUGAUACUCACCAUUAGGGGGCAGACACACACCCUCUGUCAAUCAUCAUGGCCAAACCAGCAGGAGGACCCAAACCUCCACAGGGCAACAAGAACUUUGAUGAAGAUGACUGAACCUGAUGAAAUCCAGCCGAUGCGUCCUUAACCCUGGUCCCACAUGGAUUCACAAACCCAAAUUCUUUUCUACUUGUUUAUUUAAAGCUCAACACUUGGUUUAUUUUGUAGAAAUGACACAUGCAUUGGUUUAACUGAGUUGUGUUUAUGGAUGGCACUGUUUGCUUUUUAUGUUAUUAGUCCCAAAUAAAAGGCACUUGCUCUGUCA